Messenger RNA from Pygoscelis adeliae (Adelie penguin), 640 nucleotides. RefSeq names its product mitochondrial ribosomal protein L17 (gene MRPL17). Gene Ontology annotation, cellular component: mitochondrial large ribosomal subunit; ribosome. Gene Ontology annotation, molecular function: structural constituent of ribosome. Lineage: Eukaryota; Metazoa; Chordata; Aves; Sphenisciformes; Spheniscidae. The coding region runs from base 1 to 351 and encodes 116 amino acids. The record is from RefSeq and is a predicted model, not a curated record. The transcript has 3 exons. Gene Ontology annotation, biological process: translation.
AUGGCUAAGCUCAUCGAGUACGCCAAGCUGGGGGACACCAACGAGCGCGCCAUGCGCAUGGCGGAUUUCUGGCUGACGGAAAAGGACCUCAUCCACAAGCUGUUCAAGGUGCUGGCACCCCGGUUCCAGCCCCACCCCGGCAGCUACACCCGCCUGCUGCAGAUCCCCAACCGGGAUGGCCUUGACCGCGCCAAGAUGGCGGUCAUCGAGCUCAAGGGGAACCCCUUCCCACCGCUCAUCUGCCCGCGACGCGACACCGAGAAGACACUGCUCAACCAGCUGCUGAAGGGCUACCGGGAGGACAUGCAGCGGGCGGCAGCCCCGCAGGCCCCCGAGGGCACCCCUGUGUAGGCAUCCCCCUCUGCCCUGAGGGAGGCCCCGUGCCUGCGCAGGGACGGGGUUUGGCGUGAGCUGCCCACGCACCAGCCAGCUUGUUGCUGUCCUGGAGCACAGGAAUGGAAGACGUCCCGGGAGGUCUGAAGGCUGAUGACUGACCUUGAGUUGCCGUGACAGGGGCGCAAGCUCAAGGUUUACUCGCUUCUUCCUGCGGUUUGAAUAGAGACUCGGCAAGAGAAGGAAAUCAAGCUGGGAGCCCUAAUGGUUGAUAUUCUCUGUGUAAAUAAACUCUGUUCAGAAAGUG